UGUAGCAGUUUCGAGAGCGCUCAGACGCCGCGCCGAGUGAGGAUUGGCCCACGCUCUUCUGCUUCGAGUCCUCAGAGUUCACGGCCGCAGCUCGCCGCACACCUGUUCGUUCAGCCCACCCGGCGGCGCGGGGAUUCUCUGCAGGGCUUCCUCCCGCCUGCCGGUCCGCAGGGCGGGGAGAAGGGUUGGACCGUCCCGCCAACGGCACCCAACGGGACCCCAAGUCGCACCACUGAGCCGUCGCAGGGCGAGAUGAGCGCGGACGCGGCGGCCGGGGCGCCCCUACCCCGGCUCUGCUGUCUGGAGAAGGGUCCGAACGGCUAUGGCUUCCACCUGCACGGGGAGAAGGGCAAGGUGGGCCAGUUCAUCAGACUGGUGGAGCCCGGUUCGCCAGCCGAGAAGGCGGGGCUGCUGGCCGGAGACCGGCUGGUGGAGGUGAACGGCGAGAACGUAGAGAAGGAGACCCACCAACAGGUGGUGAGCCGCAUCCGCGCCGCUCUCAACGCCGUGCGCUUGCUGGUGGUGGAUCCCGAGACGGACGAGCGGCUGCAGAAGCUGGGUGUCCAGGUCCGGGAGGAGCUGCUGCGUGCCCAGGACGGGCCCGGGCAGGCCGAGCCGCCGGCCGCCACCGAGGCGCAGGGGGCUGGUGGCGAAAAUGAGCCGCAGGCCGCCGCGCCGGAGCCGCGCGAAACGGAGAAGAGCCGUCCGGAGCAGAUCCUCGACGGGGAGACUGCUUCCGCCUACCGACAGCGUGAGCUGCGGCCUCGGCUCUGCACCAUGAAGAAGGGUGCCAACGGCUACGGCUUCAACUUGCACAGCGACAAGUCCAAGCCAGGCCAGUUCAUCCGGGCAGUGGACCCAGACUCACCUGCUGAGGCCUCAGGGCUCCGGGCUCAGGACCGCAUCGUGGAGGUGAACGGGGUCUGCGUGGAAGGCAAGCAGCACGGGGAUGUGGUAUCUGCCAUCAAGGCUGGUGGGGACGAGACCAAGCUGCUGGUGGUAGACAAGGAGACUGAUGAGUUCUUCAAGAAAUGCGGAGUGAUCCCAUCUCAGGAGCACCUGACUGGUCCCUUGCCUGAGCCCUUUACCAACGGGGAGAUUCGGAAGGAGAACAGUCGUGAAGCUCUGGCCGAGGUGGCUUCCGAGAACCCCAGAUCAGCCCUGACAAGAUCCAUCUCCAGUGAUACCAGUGAGGAGCUGAAUUCCCAGGACAGCCCCAGGAAACAGGACUCCACGGCACCCUCGUCUACCUCCUCCUCUGACCCCAUCUUGGACUUCAACGUCUCCCUGGCCGCGGCCAAAGAGAGGGCCCACCAGAAGCGCAGCAACAAGCGGGCCCCGCAGAUGGACUGGAGCAAGAAAAAUGAACUCUUCGGCAACCUCUGAGCAUCCUCCCACAGGUGCCCAGGAAAGCUGGGGGGGCCUGGCCAGGCCCCAACCCAGCUCCCUCGCCCUCUGCCUCACUCACUUCCUGCCCCCCUCAAUCGACACACAAAUCAGCACCAGCAUCCCCCCCAUCGGUGAAUCUGAUUUUUUUAGAGAACUAUGGCGUUCCCUUACCUCAGGGAAGGUGAAUGUGUUUCCAUCCUGCCCCCGUCAGAAAGCAGACUCUUUCCCGCUCCUCUCCUCACUGAGUGCUUCAGCCCCUUGUCACUCCCCAGGGACAUCACUGGAACCCACAACCAAGCAAGGAUGGGGGACCCGGUGAAAGGGCCUAUUCCCUUGCAACCCCAAGUGAUGACCGAGUCCAGGGUUGAUCGAGGACUCCUGAUGACAACAUUGUGGAAUGGACAGGGGCCAUCAUCCUUAGACCUGUGGCUUGGGCAUUUUAUUUUUGUUCAUUUGAUUUUUUUUUUUUUUUUUUUUUUGAGUACAGUAUGAGUUUAGAGGGAUUUUUGUUUUCUUGAUUAACUUGAUUUUCCAGGUUGUUGCAUCCAGGACAUAGCAGCAACCUCAGCCUUAAAACUUUGUUUCUGCUCCUACCCCAGAACCCGGGGCAACAUGGGGAGGGUCUGGCUACCCCUGCCCAGCCACCCUGUUGUAAGGAAACUCCCAUCAGAAAUUCAACUGGCUUCCAAACUG
Messenger RNA from Ailuropoda melanoleuca (giant panda), 2082 nucleotides. RefSeq names its product NHERF family PDZ scaffold protein 1 (gene NHERF1). The record is from RefSeq and is a predicted model, not a curated record. Bases 253 to 1386 code for a protein of 377 amino acids. Gene Ontology annotation, cellular component: apical plasma membrane. Gene Ontology annotation, molecular function: protein-membrane adaptor activity; signaling receptor binding. The transcript has 7 exons. Lineage: Eukaryota; Metazoa; Chordata; Mammalia; Carnivora; Ursidae. Gene Ontology annotation, biological process: protein localization to plasma membrane.